Manduca sexta (tobacco hornworm) is the source of this 3078-nucleotide messenger RNA. RefSeq names its product probable ribonuclease ZC3H12D (gene Regnase-1). The record is from RefSeq and is a predicted model, not a curated record. The coding region runs from base 123 to 1901 and encodes 592 amino acids. Gene Ontology annotation, molecular function: metal ion binding; RNA endonuclease activity; mRNA binding. NCBI's taxonomy places the organism in Eukaryota, Metazoa, Arthropoda, Insecta, Lepidoptera, Sphingidae. Gene Ontology annotation, cellular component: nucleus; cytoplasmic ribonucleoprotein granule. The transcript has 4 exons.
AUGUAAUCUGUGCGCAAUAGCAAAAAUGUGUUGGAAUGGGAGGUUGUCGUAGUUGUUUUGAUAGGAAUUAUGCAAUUAAAUUACCGUAGUCGUGUGUGAUUUAUGUUACGAAACAUCAGACAAUGUCUCACGAGACAGAUCUCUUAAUAUCUGUGCCGCGUUCUUGUAUAAAUGAGUUUUACAGCAAGUAUAUAAAUUUAGUUGAAACUUUUUACUGUGUCACACUCUCCAAGAAUAAUUUGUGUUUGCCAAACCAAAAACCUGAUUAUGUGUACUUCAACGUCACGUUCAACUUGAAUCCAACAGACGGAAAUUUCAAUCCUCGGGAGUUGGUUGGCCGCAUUCAGAAAUAUGUGGAGUCAUCGUUGGGAUGGGCGGGCGAGCGAGGCGAGGACUCUAGCUAUGAUUCCGAGUGCGAGGACGAGAGCGCGCACCGCGCCGCCUCUCGGACGCCCUCUGAUACCCUCGCCGCGGAGUUCGCAGAGUAUGUCACCCUCACGCCCUCGACACCGCAUCCUACCCAAGUUAAAAUCGAGUUCGCCGUGAAAUUGGGGUAUUCUGAGCGAUUAGCGCGAACAGCACUCCAGCGGCUCGGGCCUGACCCGCCGCGCAAUGAGUUACUAGCGGAGUUGAUCCGGCUCGCGGCGCAACAGCCACCGCGGCCGCUCUCUCCGCUGCUGCAGCCCGAGCCUGACGUUCCCGCGGACAGUACCUCGCUGCGACCCAUCGUCAUUGACGGCAGCAACGUGGCCAUGAGUCACGGCAACAAAGAAGUUUUUUCGUGUCGCGGUAUCGAAAUAUGCGUGGAUUGGUUUCGCGCUCGCGGUCACAGGGAAAUCACCGUGUUCGUUCCAAAGUGGCGGAAAGAAGCGACAAGACCCGACAACCCCGUAGCCGACCGAGACGUACUAGAGCGACUCGAACGAGACAGAGUGUUAGUUUACACACCCAGCCGACUGCUUGGCGGGAAGCGGCUCAUCUGCUACGACGAUCGAUACGUGCUGCGCCUCGCCGCCGAGACCAACGGCAUUGUCGUCUCCAAUGACAACUACCGCGACCUUGCCGCUGAGAAUCCAGAGUUUCGACGCGUCGUCGAAGAGCGAUUGUUGAUGUAUUCGUUCGUGAAUGACCGAUUUAUGCCUCCCGAUGACCCACUCGGGCGCACUGGACCCACACUCGAAGUAUUCCUACGUGUGCCGAAGUCCAGGGUCGAGCCUCCUCCGGCGUGUCCCUACGGUCGCAAGUGCACUUACGGCAACAAGUGCAAGUUUCACCAUCCCGAGCGCGCGGGUCGACCACACAAGUCCGUUGCGGAGAAGCUAACAGAGCGGGCGGCGCGGGCACUGCGAGCGCGGGACCUGCACACGGUGAGCUUGCCGCCGGGCGGCCGCCCCGCCGAAGUCAAGCGGCCGCUCGCGCGCGCGCACUCCGCCACGCCGCGGCUCGCCGACGUCGCGCUCGCCACGCACUUCGACCGCGCUCAGCUGCAGCCGCCGGGCCCGUCGCAGCAGCUGCCGUGCUCGCCACCCGGACCCCCCGGCCCGCCCGGCCCGCCGCUCAACGUCAACACUCAUCGGAAGUUGGCGCGGCAACUGACACUAAACCCAGCGUGCGAUCCACGCCUGCAUUCGGCGGCGACACGCGUGGCCAGUGCGCCGGCGCCGGCGGGAAUGGCUGGCGGCGCGGCGGCGGCGCUUGGGCCGGGCAUGUCGGACGGUGCGCUGCAACACUGGGACGCACGGCAGCGCAUGCGCUUCCACCUGGCGGGCAUCUUCCCCGAGGCGCAGGUGGUGGAGGCGAUGGCGGCACACCCGGAGGAGACGGACGCGCAGCAGAUGUGCGCGAUCAUCCUGGCGCGGUACCGGCCGAGCGAGGCGCCGCCGCCGGGAGCGCCGCACUGACCGCUCCGCGGCGAGUCUCGACCCUCGAAUUGCCCCCGGUUUUGUUGAAAAUCGGGUCGUACGUUCGAGCUCACGCCCUGGUCGGGGCGUAUGACUGGAUCUUGGAAAAUUCGGGAGCGGCGAUGCGGGAGUCCACUGUUGAGUCGGCGUGAUUUAACGAUGGAUCAAAUGAUUUACUAUCUUUUCAAUGUCUCGUUAGCCUUGUAAUAAGUGUUUGAUACAACACGAUUGAAAAUCCCGUGGAUAGCGAUCGUGGUGCGUGUGACACCUUACCACUUUGUGUAAUGUUACGCUGUCGGCUGUACGCUUCUGAGAAGUGCACGCCAUUAUAAUUAAGCGUAGAUGUACAAAAUCUUUUUCCAUUAGAGGAUAUUAUCUAGCCGAUUUUCUCUUUUCAUAUUGUACUAACCCCGCUGAAAAAAAAAACAUUAACGACGUUCGCUUAAAGUUCCAGUAAAUCAUUUUGUAAUACACGCGAUAUAAAAAUAUUGUAAGAGUAGUAAAUUUUUUGGAAUUACUCAUUAACACUGUUAUAUCCCUUUCCACUAUAAAAUGUAGAUUAAAAAUCAAUUUAAGGUCUAUGAUGGUAUAAAUCAUUAUUGGUACUAUGUAUCAACUAAGUUAAUUUAGUUGUAAAAACUAAUAAUAUAAAUUUAUGACACACUUCAAUAUUAUCAGUUUUAUAAAUGCAAUGUAAACAAAAUUAUUUUGUUGAAAUAUUCUGGUAAUUAGGGCACUAAUGUGAAAUGUUUCCAGCAUGUGAGUGUUUGUAAACGUUAGCUCAGCACACGAGGCGGCGUUUUAUUUUUAAAACACCGCCUUGGUCUUCUCAAGUAUUUGUCCACGUUUGCGGUGGAUUUUCUAAUAAACUAAAAUCAAUACUUGCGAUUGUAUAUAACAUACACGAAUUACAACUCUGAUCCCAUAUAAAUAAGCUAUAUGGUUUGUAAUCACGUAUUCGUUAAAGUGCCGAGUGAUAUUAGUCCAGUAAUUUUAACAAUUUUGGAUGUUUUCACAAUAAAGACUUGUUUCGCUAUGUAGUAUAUUUUAGAUAUAAACAAUGGCCAGCUAUCAUUACGGACUAUAAGUCAUAGGUGUAACUAUGAAAACAAUCUGUUGUUUGAUUUUUAUUAAAUUGAACUGUUUGAAAACUUAAAUGCAAUGCAUCGAAUGAAAA